GUUGAGGAGCUUCAGGCAAAACAGAGGAGAGAAGAGGCAACAAAUGUAUUGAUCUCGCCUUACUGCUAUGAAUGGCUUUGUCAGUGGACUCUGCUUUGUAUCGUUGGCAAUGGCUGGUGGCUGAAAGAUCCUCAGAGACUUUAUCAGAAUCGACACCUCUGCUGUCUGCUGUCAAAGAUGGGCUGAGAUACAACUUAAACAAAUGGCGGGUUGUGUUUCCUAACAAUGGGAGACUUCAGAAAGAUUGGGAGAUUAUUUCUAGGUUUUAUGCUGGAAAUGGGAUACGGACCACAAAGUAUACCUGGUUCACCUUCUUGCCCCAAAAUCUCUUUGAACAGUUUCACAGGUUGGCUAAUCUCUAUUUCCUCUUUCUGGUGGUCCUAAACUGGUUCCCACAAGUAGAAGUUUUCCACAGGGAGAUCACUAUGCUACCUUUGUGUGUGGUACUGCUACUAAUUGCAAUUAAGGAUGGCAUUGAAGACUACAAGAGAUACAGAUUUGAUAAAACAGUAAACUCCUCUAAAACCAAAGCAUAUGAUAAGAAAGAACAGGCCUAUGUUGAGAAGUGCUGGAAAGACGUGCAAGUGGGAGACUUUGUACAGCUGCAGUGUAAUGAGACCAUCCCAGCUGAUAUCCUGCUACUGUACUCCUCUGAUCAGAAUGGAACCUGUCACUUAGAGACUGCCAACCUUGAUGGGGAGACCAAUUUAAAACAAAGACAGGUAGUGACAGGAUUCUUCCAUCAGAGCUCUGAGUUUCAUCCAGAAUUUUUCCAAAAUACCAUAGUCUGUGAGAUGCCAAAUAAUGAUCUCAAUAAAUUCAAAGGUUAUGUGGAGCAGCCUGAUAGCAAAAAGAUUGGUUUUAGCAGCGAAAACCUUUUGCUUCGUGGAUGUACAAUCAGAAACACUGAAGUCGCAAUAGGAAUUGUUAUCUAUGCAGGUCAUGAAACGAAGGCCAUGCUAAAUAACAGUGGCCCUCGUUACAAACGCAGCAAGAUAGAGCGACGGAUGAACAUGGAUAUUUUCUUCUGUGUGGGACUCCUGUUCAUUAUGUGUCUGAUUGGAGCACUUGGCCAUGGCAUUUGGAAUGGGAGCUUUUCAGAACACCCACCAUACAAUGUCCCAGAUGUAAAUGGUUACUAUUUGUCAUCGGCUCUUGCUGGUUUCUACAUGUUCCUGACAAUGAUCAUCUUGUUACAGGUGUUGAUCCCCAUCUCUCUCUACGUAUCCAUUGAGUUAGUCAAAUUGGGCCAAGUUUUCUUGAUUCACAAUGACAUUGAUCUGUACGAUGAAGAGAGAGAUUUUCCCAUACAGUGUCGAGCCUUAAAUAUCACUGAAGAUCUUGGGCAAAUCCAACACAUUUUCUCUGACAAAACUGGGACACUAACAGAGAACAAAAUGGUGUUUCGGCGUUGUACUAUCAAUGGAAAUGAGUUUUCACAUCAGGAAAAUGCCAAACGAUUGGAGACCCAUAAGGAUAUGGACUUGGAAGAUGCAGACUGGGCAAAAUGUCAGCAAGCCAUUUUUCCUGCGAUUGAGAUUGAGAAACAAGCCACUUUAAAACAGAAAAGUGCAAAACCUUUGAGAAGGUGUCAAAGUGCCAGGGCUCAUGUUCCUGGACAUGCAAGGAAGAGGUCAUUGGGACGUUGUGACAGCUCCCAGUCUCAAGUGGCAUUCAGCAGUACCAUAGAAAAGGAUGUGACCCCUGAUAGCAGACUUUUGAGGAAAGUAAGAGAUGCUGCCCUCCAGAUGGAGUCCUUGUCGCCUUUUACAUCUAAGGCUACCUUCUCCAGCACUACAGCUACUACUGACUUUUUUCUUGCAUUGGCCAUCUGUAAUACUGUUGUGGUCUCCACAGCAACUGAGCCAAGACAAAGGGUGACAGCCCCACCUCUGAUGAAGCCAUCAGGAAUCUCCUUGGAGAGGAUUCAUCAGCUGUUUCAACGGCUAAAAUUAGCAAACCUUAGUCAAUCUUUCUCAUCAACUCAGUCCCGUUCAGACCUAGGAGCCAGUUUUGAAACAGAGGAUAAUAAAGAGAAUCCAGCUGCCCCCAACUCCUGUGACAAAGAUGAUGACAACAAUGGUGGUGGUAGAAUUGUGGUUCACAGGAAGGACAGCACAGGGACUCACAAUACCUCUCUGGAUGAGGCUUUUGAAUCUGUUACUCAGGGCUCUUUGCAAGCAGAAUUUUGUUAUGAAGCUGAGAGCCCAGACGAGGCAGCCCUUGUCCAUGCUGCCCGGGCUUACAGUUUCACUUUAGUGUCCAGGACUCCUGAGCAGGUAACUGUGAGGUUGCCACAAGGUACCCUCCUGACUUUUGACAUACUUUACACGUUGGGAUUUGACUCUGUCAGGAAAAGGAUGUCUGUAGUGGUGAGGCACCCCCUUACCAAUGAAAUAAUUGUCUACACCAAAGGAGCAGACUCUGUUAUAAUGGAUUUACUAGAAGACCCUGCCAGAGAUGGCAUUGAUGUGGAGAAGAAACUCAGAAGAAUACAUGCCAAAACACAGAAGCACCUGGACUGCUAUGCAAGGGAUGGCCUAAGAACCCUGUGCAUAGCUAAGAAGGUUUUGAGUGAAGAGGACUUUGAGAAAUGGGCCAAUUUUCGUCAGGAGGCCGAGGCAGCAAUUGACAACAGAGAUGAGCUACUAAUGGAGACAGCACAGCAUCUGGAGACCAAACUCACCUUGCUAGGAGCAACAGGGAUUGAAGAUCGGCUACAAGAUGGAGUACCUGAUACCAUCGCUGCUCUCCGAGAGGCUGGAAUACAAAUCUGGGUGCUGACAGGAGACAAGCAGGAAACAGCCGUUAACAUUGCAUAUUCUUGUAAACUUCUGGACCAAAGAGACACUGUCUUUACUAUUAAUACCGAAAAUAAGGAAACCUGUGAAUCCCUCUUGGAUUUGACCUUGGAAGAAGUGAGGAAGAACUGUGGCAUUAAAAAAAGCAAAUGGACAUUCUUUGGCAUUGGUCUGCCAUCUUCUCUACCAGCUUCCACAGGCCCUGUUCCUGAAUUUGGGCUGGUUAUUGAUGGGAAAACAUUGAACAUUGUCUUCCAAGGGGAGCUAGAAAGGAAGUUUCUGGAGUUGACAAAGUACUGCCGCUCAGUUUUGUGUUGCCGGGCCACUCCUCUCCAAAAGAGCAAGGUGGUCAAACUAGUUCGGAGGCAACUAAAUGUCAUGACACUGUCAAUAGGUGAUGGUGCAAAUGAUGUGAGCAUGAUUCAAGUGGCUGAUAUUGGAAUUGGUAUAUCUGGUCAAGAAGGCAUGCAGGCUGUGAUGGCCAGUGAUUUUGCAAUAUCUCGAUUUAAGCACCUCAAGAAGCUGCUUCUCGUCCAUGGACACUGGUGCUAUUCUCGCUUGGCAAAGAUGGUGAUUUACUACUUCUACAAAAAUGUGAACUAUGUCAAUCUACUAUUCUGGUAUCAGUUCUUCUGUGGAUUCUCAGGAGCCACCAUGAUUGAUUACUGGCAAAUGAUCUUUUUCAACCUCUUUUUCACUUCCUUACCUCCCAUCAUUUUUGGGGUGUUGGAUAGAGAUGUUUCUGCAGAAACACUUCUAAGUUUGCCUGAACUAUACAAAAAAGGGCAAAAUUCAGAGAUCUACAAGUUGUCAACGUUUAUCAUUGCCAUGCUGGAUGCCUUCUACCAGAGUCUUGUCUGUUUCUUUGUCCCUUAUUUUACAUAUGAGGGUUCUGACAUUGAUGUUUUCACAUUUGGAACUCCCAUCAAUACCAUCUCUCUCCUGACUAUUCUCCUACACCAAGCUCUAGAAAUUAAAACUUGGACACUGUUUCAUUGGAUCACAAUGAUUGGAAGUGUUGUACUUUACCUCUUCAUCUCAACUGUCUACAAUGCUGUCUGUGUUGUUUGUAACCCUCCCACCAACCCCUACUGGAUUAUGGAGAAUCAGAUGUCAGAUCCUAGGUUUUAUUUACUGUGUUUCAUUGCACCGGUCCUUGCUCUUUUACCGAGGUAUUUUGUUUUAGCUCUGCAAGGAACCUUCGUAGCAUGUCCAAUUCUAAAAGCUCAGCAACUGGAUAAGCUUCCCAAAGAGCAACGAGAUCUGGAAAUCCAUUUGUGGAGGACAAAAAAUCAAGCUACCUUAGGCACAUCUUCAGUCUGCGUUGAUGAGGUUAAUCUAAGCACCAGCAAUGUAUGCCUGUCACCAUUCCUACAUCCAACAGCAUCUGCUAUAUCCCAUGAUAACCUCGGACUAUCCCCCCAAGAUACAAACCCCAGAAGGGAGUGGAUACUGAAUAGAGAAAGCCAAUAUUCCAUCAGGAGGCAGACAGAGGAAGAAACCACUUCAGCCAGUUCCUCAGUGACGGCCUCACCUUGGCAGUAUCAAUUUUUGACUGAUAGGAAUGCAUCUCCUGGGCAGUUCACUGGCCAGUUGACUGAUGGUUGUGCUGAAAGACUUAACCGUGGAAGCCAUCGGAGAUCAGUGAGUGCAGUGACACUAUGAAGGAUCUUGAGUUCUGAGCUUUCAACAAUGUGAUAACUUUCCUGGACAUAUUACUGCUGCUGUGCAGCCCUGAAGGAUAAAGAGUGCAGCAGGGGAAACCUUUUUCAUAAUUAUGUUCAACUGUGAAACUUUCUAGAAAUACACAGAUGGCUUUGUGAAUCUUCUGGAAUAGCUCAAUAUGAUAUAUUAAUAUGUGAAAUAGGCCAUGUGCACAUAUCAGUUUUCAAGGAUGUGGGGGCUGACUUAAUAAAUGGUUGGUUUCUUUGGUAUUGUUUGACCAGGAGAACAUCUAUGAGCAUCAGUUAAUCACUGUGAAAUGUACAAUUUGGACAAAAAUUGGAGAUGUUUCUCAUCAAAUAACAUUUUCCCUUCAAAGUAAUAGUGACCUGCGUGGUGAUUACAAGGUAAUUAUACAUUUAGGACAGUAAGGAAGGACCGAUUCUAUACACUGUGCCAUUCCAAAGAACAACAAGCUCCUCUUUAAUACCUAAGAAACAAAGCCUUAAAAAGGUCCUAUCAAAAAGCCCUUGAAUAUGUUCAGCUUUUUAAAAGUUAGCAAUAAGCCACUUAUAAAGGAGGAAAUUCGUUACCUUCAGUUGUUAAAAGUAAUAUCUAAAAUGUCCAACAGAAAAAAUGCUCUAGUUUUCAGGCUGUAUGGUUUAUGCAGGUGACAGCAUAAUAUGUAGUUGCACCAUUUCCUCUCUAUUGUCAGAUGGGCCCAUUUAUAUAGGUUGACCUUCCUCACAGUAAUGCUGGGCAGAAGAAAACAUUUUUAUAAACAGAAAACCACAAAAGUUGGGAGGAGGACUCCAGGCCAGUUAUAGAUGUUUAAAGCUACAAAAUAUAUAUCCAAAAGUGUAAUGGAAAUUUUAGUUAAAGUAUAUCUAUUCCUGAUUUCUUCUAAUCUGCAGAUGGUAUUUAUUUCUUUCCUUCUUACCCUGUACUAUUUGAUAUAUCUAUAAGGCAUAACGCAGUGACAUGCAAAGAGACCUAGGAUGACUUACAUGCAGAACACAGUACAGCCACAUUAACCAAGGCAGAAUACUCUGCUAAUUAUCGCUGCUAUGAGAAGCAAGGUUUAUUAAGCUACAUAAAGCACCAUAUGAAUGCAGCUAUACUGUAUUAUGUAAAUGCAUAUAGCACCAGUGCCCCAAUUACUUCAGGUAUCUCUGCAUGGCACUUCACUGUGCUGUGUAGUUACACCAUUUGCAUAGUGUUGUUAUGUUCUGUCAAACACAUCUCAUGUUGGCGUAGCUCAGUGGUGGAUGCAAAGAUUCCCAUAUGUUCAUCGUGUUGCUGGGGAUCAUUUAAGAUGAAAGUUGCUAUAGAGAUGGAAGAUAGUUUAAUAGUACAACAAAUAAAUCUACAUCUGACCUGAGAUCUGGGCACAUCAAUUGCUUUGGAUAUGAAUGGUACAUUACAGUAGUUGUGUUUGCCUAUAAUGACUAAAAUUCAGGUUAUCUUCUUAAAGUUCUGUUAAAAUGCAGAAGUUCAUCCUUAUCAGUAUCUUAAAGCAACAAGAUACAGGAACAUUCACAAAUAACACUCUGACCCCUAGCUGUUGCAAUGCAUUGAAAGAUGUCUUCACUAUUUCCCAUAGAAAUAUUCACUAUUAAUACUAUGUUAGAUUCAAGAUGUCACAACAAAUAGCUACAACUCAAUCAUGCACUAAGUUCAACUGGUCUCAUAUUUUUGUGACUCAACAGAUGACUCCAGUUUUUUAGCUUUUGACAUGUGUAAAGUACAUUUUUAGCUAAUUAUUUAUUACACCUCACAAUGUGUGAUGUCUCUUUAAUAAACUGUUUAGCAAAUACAGGCGGUCCUCAACUUGCAACAUUUUGAGUUAUGUUUCACACUUACAACCAUUAUAAAUUGACACCCUGUUUCAAUUUUAUGGCAUCAGUUUUGACUUACAAUGCUUG
Molecule: messenger RNA, 6388 nt
Organism: Alligator sinensis (Chinese alligator)
Lineage: Eukaryota; Metazoa; Chordata; Crocodylia; Alligatoridae
Gene: ATP10B
Product: ATPase phospholipid transporting 10B (putative)
Exons: 23
Coding region: 72-4466 (1464 amino acids)
Biological process (GO): phospholipid translocation
Cellular component (GO): plasma membrane
Molecular function (GO): magnesium ion binding; ATP binding; ATPase-coupled intramembrane lipid carrier activity
Source: RefSeq, a predicted model, not a curated record